AUGGCCUCGCAAGGGCAGGGAGCGAUGGACCCUGCCGUACUCGAUGACAUAAUCAGACGGCUCACGGAGGUCCGAUUAGCCCGGCCGGGAAAGCAGGUUCAGCUUUCGGAGUCUGAGAUCAAACAGCUUUGUGUUGCUUCCAGAGAAAUCUUUCUUCAGCAGCCCAAUUUGCUCGAGCUGGAAGCCCCAAUCAAAAUCUGCGGUGACAUCCAUGGGCAAUACAGUGACCUAUUAAGGCUCUUUGAAUAUGGCGGUUUCCCACCUAGUGCAAAUUAUCUUUUCUUAGGCGACUAUGUGGAUCGUGGCAAACAGAGUUUAGAAACAAUCUGCCUCUUGCUUGCCUAUAAAAUUAAAUAUCCAGAGAACUUCUUUCUGCUAAGAGGGAAUCAUGAAUGUGCCUCUAUUAAUCGUAUAUAUGGAUUCUAUGAUGAGUGCAAGCGGCGAUUUAAUGUGAGACUUUGGAAAUCCUUCACUGACAGCUUUAACUGCCUUCCUGUGGCUGCACUUAUAGAUGACAAAAUAUUAUGCAUGCAUGGUGGUCUUUCCCCUGAUUUGACAAACUUGGAUCAGAUCAGAAACUUACCUCGUCCAACUGCUGUUCCUGAUACCGGCUUGCUUUGUGAUUUGCUCUGGUCAGAUCCUGGUAGAGAUGUUAAGGGAUGGGGAAUGAAUGACAGAGGAGUCUCAUAUACAUUUGGCCCCGAUAAGGUGGCAGAGUUCUUAAUGAAGCAUGAUUUGGACCUUGUUUGUCGUGCCCAUCAGGUUGUGGAGGAUGGUUAUGAAUUCUUUGCCGACAGGCAACUUGUUACAAUUUUUUCAGCCCCCAACUACUGUGGUGAGUUUGACAAUGCUGGUGCAAUGAUGAGUGUAGAUGAGAACUUAAUGUGCUCUUUCCAGAUUCUUAAGCCAGCCGAGAAAAAAACAAAGUUCAUGAUGUCAACAAAAAUGUGA
Molecule: messenger RNA, 951 nt
Organism: Prunus armeniaca (apricot)
Lineage: Eukaryota; Viridiplantae; Streptophyta; Magnoliopsida; Rosales; Rosaceae
Source: the annotation of a GenBank genome assembly